CUCAACAAUGGAGUUCCUUCGGAAACCAAUUGUUCCCGGAACCCUGAAGAGGUACUGGGGGAGGCGGCGGUACCAAAGACUGUACGGCGGCGAAGCGAGAAAGAAUAUAAAAGUGACGAGGAUCGGAGGGAGAUCGCGGCGGUUUUGGAAUAUCAGAGCGGCACCGAGGCUGCGAUGGAGAAUGAUGAUCGCUUCGCCGAUGAAGCUUCUGACGAAGCUGAAAAAUGGUUACAUGAAUAUGCUGCUGAGAUUGGGCGGAACCGUUGGGUAUUUGAGCGCGCGGAACGAAUUCGGAGGAAAACGGAUUCCCAAAGCUCGAAAAGUUGAUCUGGGUUAUUCCACCUCCGAAUUUGAUCAAAGGUUGUUGUACGAGAUUUACAAGAAUCUGUGCCCUGCCCUUGAACUGUAUGGAUGA
Messenger RNA from Hibiscus syriacus, 415 nucleotides. RefSeq lists its product as uncharacterized. The coding region runs from base 8 to 415 and encodes 135 amino acids. The record is from RefSeq and is a predicted model, not a curated record. NCBI's taxonomy places the organism in Eukaryota, Viridiplantae, Streptophyta, Magnoliopsida, Malvales, Malvaceae. The transcript has a single exon.